Messenger RNA from Ochotona princeps (American pika), 2799 nucleotides. It is a transcript of the gene ORC1, whose product is annotated as origin recognition complex subunit 1. Lineage: Eukaryota; Metazoa; Chordata; Mammalia; Lagomorpha; Ochotonidae. Gene Ontology annotation, molecular function: chromatin binding; ATP hydrolysis activity; DNA replication origin binding. The transcript is spliced from 17 exons. The record is from RefSeq and is a predicted model, not a curated record. Gene Ontology annotation, cellular component: nuclear origin of replication recognition complex. Gene Ontology annotation, biological process: mitotic DNA replication checkpoint signaling; DNA replication initiation. The coding region runs from base 149 to 2743 and encodes 864 amino acids.
GCCAGCUGGCUACUUGGAGUCUGGCUUGCGACCCGUGGCUUUAAAGCAGAAUCCCGGCUGUGGCAGGUUAGGGGUGCUACAGCUGCCGGAGUCGGACGGAAGCGAACGGCGUGCGGCUCGUUCGAGAAUUCUCGGCGCGCGUGGGGCCAUGGCAUGUUACCUUACAAGGCUGAAGACCAGACAGACUUACUCAUGGGUUGGCAAGCCAUUAUUGGAUCAAAAACGGGCGUACCAAAUCUACAAAGAAAUAUGUGUGAAAAUGCAAGGUUGUUCUGACAUUCACAUCCGGGUUGGACAGUUUGUAUUGAUUGAAGGGGAUGAUCAUGAAAACCCAUAUGUUGCUAAAUUGAUUGAGUUGUUUGAAGAUGAUUCUGAACCUCAUUCUAGGAAACGUGCCCGAGUGCAGUGGUUUAUCCGAUUCUGUGAAAUCCCUGUCUGUAAGCAGCAUUUGUUGGGCCGGAAGCCUGCUGCACAGGAGCUGUUCUGGUAUGAUUACCCUGCGUGUGAUAGCAACAUCAGUGCCCAGAGCAUCAUUGGCCCUGUUCAGGUAGUGGCUUUGGCCCCGGAUGACAUCUUUCCCUUGCAUAUGAAGAAUGAAAAGAUAUUUUUUGUGAAACUAUGCUGGAACGAAAAGACAUUCAAACCACUGACCCCCAAAGUAUUUGCGGAGUUGCGUAAAUUGAGUGAAAGCAGUCCUGAAUGCCAGAAGUUCAUGGAAACGACGACAAAGAGCAUAAAAAGCCCUUCCUGGGACACGACAGAACAUGUGGUCAAAAGGAUUGAAUUUAGACACUCAGCCUCUAAAUCUCGCCAAACCCCACGUCCUGUCACGCCCGUUGCUAGGAAGAGGCUGGAGCUUGGCAGUGUCCCACGGGUAGCUAACACUAAGAAUUCUCAGCAGCCUUCCUAUGACUCCUUGGACUCUCCAGGAAGAACUAAAAAGAAGAUGGCCUUGUCUGAGGCCACCUUAUCUUCCAAGCGCUCUCAUCCUGACAGCCUGGGCACCUCAUCCCCAGCUCCGAACGGCCCAGAGAAAACCAGGAAGGUUCAGCUCCUCUGUACCCAAGCCGACAGCAGCAAGACUUCGCCCAAGCCCCCCAUGAGCCUGCGACCCCGAAUCCCCUCCUCGAGAGGCGGAGACAGCAGUGACAACAAAACGCUGUCCCCCAUCGGCGGGGGACGCAGACCUUCCAUGGUGCCUUCCAUCAUUCUGAAACCAGAAAACAUCAGAAAGAGGGAGGCCAAAGAACCAGCAGCCCAGAAUGCAGCUGCGUAUACCUCCCAUCGUGUCCGCAGGAAGAGUUCUCUCUUGAGUUUGAAUCGGAUUAGGCAACAGCUUCAGUUUCUAGAUAAUGUUAAGUGUGAGCAAGAAGAAGAGUUUCUGUCCACAUCAGAGACUUCCGAGUCGAGCAGUGAAGGUGAGGAGGAAGAGGCAACCACACCAUGCCUUACACGGAGAUCAACUAGAAGUGUGUCCAGGAACCGCCAGUAUUCCUCGAAGUCAUCCUUGCAGACUCCUUCCAAGACACCACAGAAAUCACCUAAGCCACGCACACCACGUCAUGCCAACCCUCAGAUCCGCACUAGAAAACUGGCUGCUCAGAGUCCAGGCAAUGUGCUGGAAGAGGCCCGGCUAAGGCUGCAUGUUUCUUCUGUACCGGAGUCUCUGCCCUGUCGGGAGCAGGAAUUCCAAGACAUCUACAACUUCGUGGAAAGCAAACUCCUGGACCACACUGGAGGGUGCAUGUACAUCUCUGGGGUCCCUGGGACUGGGAAGACAGCCACUGUGCACGAGGUGAUACGUGGUCUGCAGCAGGCAGCUCUCACAAAUGACGUUCCUCCCUUUCAAUACGUUGAGGUCAAUGGAAUGAAGCUGACAGAGCCCCACCAAGUCUACGUGCAGAUCUUGGAGAAGCUGACAGGCCAAAAGGCAACAGCCAAUCAUGCGGCAGAACUGCUGACCAAGCGAUUCUGCACCCAAGGGUCCCGACGAGAGACCACUGUCCUGGUUGUGGAUGAGCUCGAUCUUCUGUGGACCCACAAACAGGACGUAAUGUACAAUCUUUUUGACUGGCCCACUCACAAGGAAGCCCGGCUGGUGGUCCUGACCAUUGCCAACACAAUGGACCUCCCGGAGCGCAUCAUGAUGAACCGGGUCUCCAGCCGACUGGGUCUCACCAGAAUGUCCUUCCAACCCUACACGUACAGUCAGCUGCAGCAAAUUCUUGUGUCCCGACUCCAGCAUCUGAAGGCCUUUGAGGAUGACGCCAUCCAGCUGGUAGCCAGGAAGGUAGCCGCACUCUCCGGUGACGCACGGCGCUGCCUGGACAUCUGCAGACGAGCCACAGAGAUCUGCGAGUUCUCCCAGCACAAGUCCGACUCCCCCAGCCUGGUCACUGUGGCCCACCUAAUGGAGGCUGUGGAUGAGAUGUUCUCUUCCUCCUACAUCACUGCCAUCAGGAAUUCCUCGGUUCUGGAACAGGGGUUCCUGCGAGCCAUCCUUGCAGAGUUCCGACGCUCAGGAUUGGAGGAAGCGACAUUUCAGCAGAUCUAUAAUCAGCAUGUGGCGCUGUGCAGAAUGGAGGGACUGCCCUAUCCCACCAUGUCGGAAACCAUGGCUGUGUGUUCUCGCCUGGGCUCCUGCCGCCUCCUGCUCAUGGAGACCAGCAGGAAUGACCUGCUGCUCCGGGUGCGGCUCAACGUGAGCCAGGAUGAUGUGCUGUACGCGCUGAAGGAAGAGUGAGUGUGCUUCCCAGCAAGGACCGUGGUCUGCUGGUUCUUACAGUGCUGUGGUUCCCU